This is a messenger RNA of Ricinus communis (castor bean), 2004 nucleotides long. Its product is annotated as 4-coumarate--CoA ligase-like 9. Lineage: Eukaryota; Viridiplantae; Streptophyta; Magnoliopsida; Malpighiales; Euphorbiaceae. Gene Ontology annotation, molecular function: CoA-ligase activity. The transcript has 6 exons. The record is from RefSeq and is a predicted model, not a curated record. Bases 164 to 1786 code for a protein of 540 amino acids.
CAUUUCCAGUUGGCUAUUAAAGAAACAAAAAAAUUAAAGGAAUAAACUUAUUUCCAACAACAAAUUCCUUGGUAUUUUAACCCUCUAACAACAAACAGCCUCCACUCCACUCAAUAUCGACCAUCUUCUCCGCUGAUAACCUCUAAAUCUCCGAGCUUCACAAAUGGACCAAACAACCUCUGCUUCAGUUGAUCCAAAGAGUGGCUUCAAUAGGAUCACCAAGAUUUUCCAUAGCCUAAGACCUACCGUUGAUCUUCCUUCCGAAGACGCUUCCAUCUCGGUCGCGGACUAUGCUCUCUCCUCCUCUCCCGAUUUUGGCUCACUUGCUCUCAUCGACUCAUCCUCUGGCCACGGCAUCUCCUACUCAGAUUUCUACUUAUUCACCAAAUCUUUAACUUGUUAUCUCCACAACGUCAUAAAACUAUCAAAAAAUGACGUCGCCUUUGUACUUUGUCCAAAGUCAACAAAAAUCCCCAUUCUCUACUUCUCUCUACUUUCACUCGGCGUUAUUAUCUCUCCUUCAAAUCCACUCAACACUGAACUAGAAAUUUCUCGCCAAAUCAGUCUCUCUAAACCAGUCAUUGCAUUUGCUACCUCGUCCACUGCUCACAAAAUCCCCAAAUUAAACCAUAAAACCAUCCUCCUCGACUCUCCUGAAUUCAACUCAAUUCUCACAACGAGUUGCCCAACCCAUGAACUCGACAAAGUUACAGUGAGACAAUCAGAUUUGGCUGGGAUCUUUUACUCGUCGGGCACAACAGGAAAAGUCAAAGCAGUUAUGUUAACUCACAGGAAUCUGACGGCUGUAGUUGGAGGAUAUCUUGCACUUAAACAAGAGAAGGCAGUUACGCUAAAUCCUGUACCAUACUUUCAUGUGUAUGGAUUUUUCUACAGUUUGAAAUCGGUUGCGUUAAGAGAAGUAGUGGUGGUGAUGGAGAAGUUUGAGUUGAAGAAGAUGUUGAGAGCUGUACAAGAGUUCAGAGUCACGCAACUUGCGGUGGCGCCACCGAUUGUAGUGCAGAUGGUAAAGGACGGUUUAACCGAUUGUUAUGAUUUGAGGUCACUUCAGGCAGUCGGUUGUGGUGCUGCUCCGCUCGGAAGGGAUGUGAUCGCUGCUUUCAAGGCCAGGUUUCCCACGGUGGAACUGUGGCAGGGUUAUGGACUCACUGAAUCAUCAGGAGUCUGCUCUCGAGCAACAGGUCCAGGAGAAAGUCAUUGUUGGGGUUCAGUUGGGAGACUUACAGCAUAUUGCAAAGUAAAAAUAGUUAAUCCUGACACUAUGGUUGCUUUGUUACCUGGUAAACAAGGAGAGCUUUGGAUUAAAGGACCUACAAUAAUGAAAGGUUAUGUUGGUGACCCUGAAGCAACUUCUGCUGCUUUGACAUCGGAUGGGUGGCUAAGAACUGGUGAUCUUUGCUAUAUUGAUGAAGAAGGCUUCGUCUUUAUUGUUGACAGGCUCAAGGAAUUGAUUAAAUACAAAGGAUAUCAAGUUGCUCCUGCUGAAUUAGAGCAAUUACUCCUAUCACAUCCAGAGAUAGCAGAUGCUGCAGUGAUACCAUAUCCUAAUGAAGAAGCUGGUCAGAUACCAAUUGCUUUUAUUGUGAAGCAACCUCAAAGCAGCCUAAACGAAAAGGACAUAAUGGAUUUUGUUGCCAAACAGGUUGCACCUUACAAGAAAAUACGACGUGUAGCCUUUGUCAACUCCAUACCUAAGAGCCCAUCUGGUAAAAUAUUGAGGAAAGAUUUAAGGGAUAUGAUUUUACCAGCCUUCGCAUCUAGAAUGUAAUAUAUUGUAUGGAUGAUCAAGCAAAUUUAUCUUAUAGAUUAACAUGAACUGCAACACAAGAAAAAUCAUAAUAUAUCAUCACAUCAUAAGAUAAUCGGUUGGUGAUGACAAUAUGAUGCUUCAAAUAGAAUUGUAGUUUUCUUUUAUAUAUGAUAACAACAAGGCCAUGAACAGAUUUGGUUCCUUUUGAAAUAAAAAUAUAAUCUAAUUUUACUUAA